This is a messenger RNA of Cynara cardunculus var. scolymus (artichoke), 1839 nucleotides long. RefSeq lists its product as uncharacterized. Gene Ontology annotation, cellular component: membrane. The transcript is spliced from 2 exons. NCBI's taxonomy places the organism in Eukaryota, Viridiplantae, Streptophyta, Magnoliopsida, Asterales, Asteraceae. The record is from RefSeq and is a predicted model, not a curated record. Bases 420 to 1568 code for a protein of 382 amino acids. Gene Ontology annotation, molecular function: glycosyltransferase activity.
UGAUGUUUCUUGCCUGUCUCUCUUUGCACAUUCACCGACACUCGCCCUCAUCGAUUACACUGCAAAUUACACACUCCCAACUACUGUUUCUUUCAUCACACCACACCCAUGUUCCUUGCUGAUUCUUUCCCAAGAAAAUCAACCUAGAUAUUUGGAAGAAGAAAUAAUUGUUUAUUUCGUCUUGUUAUUUUUAACCUACAGUGAAAAAUCGCAUGGGGGUUUUGAUUUUCUUCACAUGGGUAUAGAUUUCUUUUCAAACGGAUUCCAAUUAUCAUGGCAGAAGUAUGAAAACUUUACAUGAUUGUAAGGUUCGUGUCGGAUUUUCUUUUGGGGUUUGUGUGUUCUUAAUCGACAGCGUGCACUGAAGGUGUUUGUGAAAUUGUCUCUUAGAACAAAUCUGCGUUUUUUUGCCCUAAAAGAUGCAGUCGAGGUUAGUGACAAUGGAGGAAGGCAAAGACCCCACCACCAACUCAAUUAGAACAAAUCAAUCUAGGGUUUUGCCAUUAAGAUUACUUAGGUUCAUGGUGUUUGUUCUAGGUGUGGGCAUUGUUCUAUCGAUCAUUAGUGUGCGCAUUAACAGAAAUUUAGGCAUUCGGAAUAUUGUUCCAGGAGCACAACCUUGUUUUGAAGAACCCAUUAGUUUACAGAAUUUGAUUAAGCCUCCAUCGAAUUAUCUGCAUAUUAUGAAUGAUAGCGAGCUGUUAUGGAGAGCUUCACUUGUUCCCCAAAUUAAAGAAUAUCCCUUCAAAAGACUACCCAAGAUUGCAUUCAUGUUCUUGACAAGAGGACCGCUGCCACUUUCGCCAUUGUGGGAGAAGUUUUUCGAAGGAAACGAGGGACUUUAUUCCAUUUAUGUUCAUUCUCUGCCUUCAUAUAAACCAAACUUUUCGACAUCUUCAGUCUUUUACAGGAGGCAAAUUCCUGGUCAGAUGGUGGAAUGGGGAAGAAUGAGCAUGUGUGAUGCCGAAAGAAGACUUCUAGCCAACGCAUUGCUAGAUAUCUCAAACGAGUGGUUUGUACUCUUAUCUGAGGCCUGCAUAGCCCUUCACAAUUUCAGCAUAAUUUAUCGCUACAUUUCAAGAUCCAGGUUCAGUUUCAUGGGUGCAUUCGAUGAGCCCGGCCCAUAUGGUAGGGGUCGAUAUAACGAUAACAUGUUACCAGAAGUCAACAUCACCCAAUGGCGAAAAGGGUCUCAAUGGUUCGAAACCCACAGAAAUCUUGCAGUUGAUAUCGUUAAAGAUACCAAAUUUUACCCCAAAUUCGAGCAAUUCUGCAGACCUGCAUGUUACGUUGACGAACACUAUUUCCCUACUAUGCUCACUAUUCAAUCUCCAAAUCUGUUGGCAAACCGGAGCCUUACGUACGUAGAUUGGUCAAGGGGCGGUGCUCAUCCAGCUACUUUUGGGAAGAACGAUAUCACGAAGAACUUUUUCAAGAAAAUCCUCGAAGAUCAAACGUGCAUUUAUAAUAAUCAGCCAACUUCAGUUUGCUUUCUGUUUGCAAGAAAGUUCGCCCCCAGUGCUCUAGAGGCAUUGUUACAACAUUCUUCGGAAUUCUUUGGCUUCUAAUUGACUCAUAGCCCGAUGGUCGUAGUAGAAGCGUGAAAACCGGUGGAUUUUUAUCGCACAUCACCACGUUGGCACUCGGAAGCCGGAUUCUUUUCGUAGUUACAGAAUAGAAACCUUAGAUGGCAUUAUUGAAUAAUAAGUUUAUAUCCCAUUAUUGAUGUAGUUUUGAAAGUUGUGUGAUACAAAAAUGGGGAGUGUGUAGGGUUUUUGUUGAAAAGUUGUAUUCUAACAUCAAAUCUCUGCUACUUUAUGCAACUAAUUGCCAUGAAAA